Acyrthosiphon pisum (pea aphid) is the source of this 465-nucleotide messenger RNA. RefSeq lists its product as uncharacterized. Lineage: Eukaryota; Metazoa; Arthropoda; Insecta; Hemiptera; Aphididae. The annotation marks the transcript as partial. The record is from RefSeq and is a predicted model, not a curated record. The transcript has 3 exons.
AUGGACCAUACAAAAAUCAUUUCAACGCCAUCAUCAAUUUAUAAUAACUCACAAUCUGAUUUCUAUGGACCAUCAAAAAUCAUUUCAACUCCAUCUUCACCAUUUAAGAUAUCUGCAACUGUUGGAAGUAAAGGAAUUACUGAAUCGCAAUCAAAUGUACUUGGAUUAUCAUCAAAUACAUCUGUAUUAAGUUUGUCUGAUAAAAAUGAUAUUCUUCACAAACUAUAUCGUAAUGUUUUAAAUAUGAAAUAUGACAUAAAAACAUUGAUUGAAAAAAAUGAAAAACUUGAAGAAUUGAUUUUAAAUAUGAGUUCUAGUAAUAAUAACUUAUCAAUUGGGAAUUCAGCAAAUGUUUUGUUUGAAGAUGAUUUUCUUAGUUAUCUAAAUAAAAUACUUCCGUUAAAAACAGAUGAAACAUUGCUGGAAUUUGAAAGUAAACUCACGGAUAAUAUUUUCAAAUCAAAA